This is a messenger RNA of Camellia sinensis, 2967 nucleotides long. The record is from RefSeq and is a predicted model, not a curated record. Lineage: Eukaryota; Viridiplantae; Streptophyta; Magnoliopsida; Ericales; Theaceae.
GUCCAUGGUCUUAUCUUCAGCUACUUUCUUUUAGCUCUUCUCUCACCUUCCCCAUAUUUGGUAAAAACUAAGAAUUCAAGCUUGUCUUGUCUUCUGAUUAUCAUAUCAUACUUGCCCAAGUAAAAAAAACCCACUGAAACUGAGGUAUUGUCAGUUACUUACUGGGUUUUAUGUUGCUUUGGGGUUUCCAGAGUGAGCUUCUUAUCUCAUGUUCUUGAGGUUUCUUACUGGUUUUGGGGUUUAUUGCAGUAGAUUCUUCAGGUUGGCGGGGGAUCUUCUGUUUGUCUGUUUCAAAACACUCACAAUUAUUAAAUUGUUUCGAAAUUCUCGUAUCUCGAAAACUAUUAGAUUGCGUAUGAAUCUUGAAUUUGAAGAGAGAUUUGCGAAUAGAAUGAAAAUUAGAAGGGGAAAGUGUAAAAUAUUUAGCUUCAAUUUCAUUCACUUUUCCUUUCCCAUUUCUUUUCACUCUACAAAUCCUUACUCAAAUUCAAUAUUCAAAUACAGCAUAAGUGUUUUGGGACAAGAACAUGGAGAGAGAAUUAGGUACAGAUGAUAUUUGCCCUUUAUUUAUAGACUUGUUUUUCUUCUUAAUGAUUGAGGUUGAAUGAGGUCUACAUUGGAGGAGGCGUUGUGUCCCUUGUUUCAAUUUUGUGUUUUGUUGUGUUGGUUUACAAUCACCUUUUAGGUUAUGUUUGGAUAAUGGAUUUGGGUUGGGGUUUGAAAAAGGAAGAGAAAAUGUGAGGAUAAUGUGAAUGAAAUAUAAGUUUAAUUUUUUCUUCUUUUCCCUUGCCUUCUUCGUUUCUUUCUAAAUCCCUACAUAAAUCCAUGAUCCAGACACAAGCUUAAUAUAAGAAGUUAGAUUUUUGUAUAUAUCUACACUAAUAUAUAAAAUUAGAAAGAAGAAUGGUGGAUUUGUUAACUCAGGACCACUGUGAAUGAUGAAGCUACUUAAUCUUGUUGAAGAUUUAUGAUAAGCAAAUGGUAAAACAAAUUUUUGCACAUUUCAAAUCUCCUUAUAUGGUCUUUUUCUAUAUCAAAUUAAUUUAGUAGAGUCUGCAUAUCUUUCUGUUGGUUGGUUUCUUCUUUUCAAUCUUUUAGUUUCCUUAAAAUAUGAAGGGGAAAAAAAAAAUUAUGAAUACUGGAAGAAUGUAGCUUUUCUCCCAUUCUCUCCUCUUCCCUACCCACACCCAAAUAUGUUGCUGCUUUUGAGAGAAAUAUUUAGAUUAGGAUGGGCAUCAAUACCUCAAUGGAAAGCUUUGUGAGAAAAGAAAAGAAAAGAAGCGAAAUGGUCACGGGAUCCUUGACUGUUUUUUGCAUAAUUGAAGAGAGAAAAAGAAUAGAAAAUAGUGUGUUUUCUUUCACUCUAGUUGGGAAAAUAUAGAGGAGAGAAAGGAAAAGAAAAAGAAGUUUAUGCGGGCAAGAAGAGUAGAGCACAGAAAAUUAGUUUUUGUUAAAUUUUGGGACAAAACUGAAUUAUAAUGUUUUUUUCUCUCUCUCCAAAUCUCUCCACUUUUACGACAGAUUCCGAAGUGUUUUAUUUUUUAUGAAAUUUUGGUUUCCAUCCAUUUUUCUUCACUUUCUUUCCUCUUAAGCUACCCGAACAAGUGAUUGUAUAGGACAGUGUCCCUUUUCUUUUCUUGUUUUUACUUCCCAAAUCACUCAGUCCAAAAGGACUAAGUACUCAUUUCUUGUUUAUAAUUGGGGUAAAACAUAUUGAGCUUGUUAGUUCUUUUAUUUGAGUCAAACAGGUGGCCUGAUAAUGAUAAUAAGAAUUGAUGGUUAAGAAGUACUGACACUUCUAAGAAAGUGGCAUAUAACUAGUUCUCCUCGAGUUUGUCCAGAAUGCGAAGAUCAAAGAAGAAUUUUCAGGCAUUAGUUUCUCUAUACACAACAUAACUACUUAUUUGGUGUCAGCUCACCAUAGUCAGGAUAUUCAAUAUCGUACUUCACGUUGAAGCACUGAAGCUUUAGGCGAAGAUUUAAAUAACAACCGUUAGCAUUUGAAUUAAUCUCCCCUGCUAUUUCUCACAAGAAAAAGAAUCAAGCUUUUGAUUUAGUUGUCCUACUACCCAACAUGAAGCCUUCAAGUUUCAACCUAGACUCCGAAGAUGAGUCCGAAGUCAGCAGCCAAGUUGCUUCCAACAUAUCGAUCCAAGAAAUCACCCCCGAUCCCUCCAACGGCACCACAUCUUCCUGCCUCACAAAUUCAAUAAAGCUUCAACCACAUCCCGACCCUGUUUCCCUCGAUUUAACACUGAGCUUUGAUCCCAGUGAUGUCGAGUUCAAGGGCACUGAUGUUGGGUUCAAGGGCAUGGACGACACUAGCAAUGAGAAAACCGCUCAUGAUCCACCACCGGCAGCCAGAGUAUUUUCGUGCAACUAUUGUCGGCGCAAGUUUUACAGCUCCCAAGCUCUGGGUGGGCACCAGAAUGCACACAAGAGGGAGAGGACACUGGCAAAGCGGGCAAUGCGAAUGGGAAUGCUAUCUGAUAGGUAUGCCAGCUUGGCAUCGCUACCUCUUCACGGUUCUGCAUUUCGAUCACUUGGGAUUGAAGCUCAUGCCUCGAUGCACCAAAGAGUGUUGCCAUCGUCAACCAGGCCUUUUUCACAUGAGGCCGGAGUUGGUGGAGCGAGGUUUGAACAGAGCUAUUUCGGGUUGCCAAUCUUUAUGGAACACAAUGAAACAGAGCUGUUUUGGCCAGGAAGUUUCCGGCAACUUAGUAGUAAUGGCGGAGUCAGUGACGAUUUGGGUUUUGGGUCUGGACAAAGUUCGAACAUAAAUUUUGUAGCUAUGGCUCCGGCACCAAUAACAAAUUCGUCUUCACCUGAUCUGACGUUAAAGCUUUAACUUUGAAUUCCCAACAUUAUUUGCUGCUAAAUUUGCGUCUCAAUUUGAUGUUUUCUCCUUGUACAGUGAGAUAAGCGUUUGCGAUUGCAGCGAGCUUAUAGUUUUUUUCUUUUUUGCCU